CAAACACACACAAUAUUAUCCCAUUACUAAACCUUUCAACUUUUUCUUUAAUCUCAAACCUCAAAUUUAACUAAACACUUUCCCAUGGCUCCUGCUCCAUCUGAGACAAUAACUACCGAUGUAUCAUCGGAAAACAAUAAUGUUACCAUCACUGGGAAGAUAUACACACGAGUUCGUCUUGCUACGAAAUCUGAUUUGUCUCAUAUAUACAAAUUGUUUUACCAAAUCCAUGAAUACCAUAACUUCACUCAUUUAUACAAAGCUACUGAGUCCUCCUUAGCCAACUUGCUCUUUAAAGAAAACCCUCUUCCACUUUUCUACGGUCCAUCCGUACUUCUACUUGAAGUCUCUCCAACACCUUUUGACGAACCUAAAAAUACUACAGACGAAGGGUUCAAGCCUAUCCUUACAACGUUUGACCUUAAAUUCCCAGUCGUAGAAGGAGAAGUUGAGGAAUUCCGAUCCAAAUAUGAUGAUAAGAGUGAUGCUUACAUUGCAGGAUAUGCUUUCUUUUACGCGAAUUAUUCGUGUUUCAAUGACAAACCUGGAUUCUAUUUUGAAAGUCUUUACUUCAGGGAGAGUUAUAGGAAGUUGGGAAUGGGGAAAUUGUUGUUUGGAACUGUUGCAUCCAUUGCUGCCAACAAUGGAUUCGUAUCAGUAGAGGGAAUAAUCGCAGUAUGGAAUAAGAAGUCAUAUGAUUUUUACAUAAAUAUGGGAGUUGAAGUAUUUGAUGAGUUUAGGUAUGGCAAAUUGCAUGGUGAAAAUCUUCAAAAGUAUGCUCAUAACUAGGACAUAAAUAACGAAGGCAGCUGUUAGCUACUGUGUGUUUUCUUUUAAUAAAAAUAGUGAAAGUUCAAUUCAUACAUUUCUUAUUUGUAAUUUUGUAAAAGCAGAAUGCUCAUUAAAUUUGUAUUUGAAAAUUUUAAAUUGAUAAUUAUCACAUUAAACCCCUCUAUUCAAUUUA
This is a messenger RNA of Solanum lycopersicum (tomato), 964 nucleotides long. Its product is annotated as tyramine N-feruloyltransferase 4/11-like. Lineage: Eukaryota; Viridiplantae; Streptophyta; Magnoliopsida; Solanales; Solanaceae. The record is from RefSeq and is a predicted model, not a curated record. Gene Ontology annotation, molecular function: N-acetyltransferase activity.